CUGUUCCAGUGGGUUCCGGCAAUUCUCGUUUUCUAGUUGCCCUCGGAAAAUGAGCGACAUGCCGUUUUUCUAAUCAAUGAUAUCUAAGAUGUCACUGCUAGGCGAGAUUGCCAGACAACUUUUAUACGGUUAAUGGCGUGCGUAUGUCGUUUUACCUUAUAAACAAAAGAUCCUUUUCUAUUUCUGCCUUUGUACUGGGGUUUUGCCUCUGAUUCAACAUUCUAGGGUUUUUGAUCUGCUCUCUGAUUGCUAUUCAAUUUGCAAAAUAGCCAUGCCUCGGUAUUACUGUGAUUAUUGUGACACUUAUUUGACCCAUGAUUCUCCAUCUGUUAGAAAGCAACACAAUGCAGGUUACAAGCACAAGGCAAAUGUGAGAGCCUACUAUCAACAGUUUGAGGAGCAACAAACCCAAAGUUUAAUUGACCAAAGAAUAAAGGAACAUCUUGGCCAAACGGCAGCAUUUCAGCAGGUUGGAGCUGCAUACAAUCAGCAUUUACUGGCACAGAGGCCCCGCCUUCCUGUUCUACCAACACCAGUAAUGCCCAUCGCAGGGAAUCCACAGUUACCUGUAAAUACACCACUAAUCCCUGGGAUUAGACCUCCUGUUCUGCUAAGACCUGUAUCUGGUGCUCCAGGUUAUGUGUCUGCUCCAGCCAUGCCACAAAUGUUGGCACCGCCUGGUGCUUCUUCCUUACCUGGUCAAGUAAGUGGUCCAAGGCCUCCCAUGGGGAUUCCUCCAACAACUGUUCCUGGGAGUACGCCAGCACCUGCUGCUUCUAGUGGUGCCCCUUCCAUGGCUCCAUCUAAUUAUCAAGCAAAUCCAGCAGCACCCACAAGUGGAGGCUUCGACAGCUUCAAUAAUGCUGCGGCUCCUGAGGCUAAUCAUUAGUCUGAUCAAAUUGCAUUGUUCCUGUUACAGGCAUGAGAAGAAGCCAAAAAUGCCACCUCUACACUGUGAUGCCUAUAUAAAGUUUCUGGAAUGGUUGUGUACACCAUCAUUUUUGUAAACAUUAGUUACUGUAAAAUGAUAAACUAGAUUCAGCUUAAAGGAGCAUUUUCCCUGUAUUGAAAUUUCUAUUAUUUGCUCAGAUUCUGUGAUAGAAUUUGCUAGGGUUAAGGAACCCUAACAAAGAAUUAUAAGAGAAGUAGGGAAAAUUAGAGAAGAGAGAGAGAGAAUAUAGAGAUAGUUGAGAGAGAAUUGAGAAUUAUUAUUUCUUUGGUAAUUCUUGAAUGAAUAUACAAGAUUAGCUUCUUUGAGAA
This is a messenger RNA of Hevea brasiliensis (rubber tree), 1260 nucleotides long. RefSeq names its product U1 small nuclear ribonucleoprotein C. Gene Ontology annotation, molecular function: zinc ion binding; pre-mRNA 5'-splice site binding. NCBI's taxonomy places the organism in Eukaryota, Viridiplantae, Streptophyta, Magnoliopsida, Malpighiales, Euphorbiaceae. The transcript has 6 exons. Gene Ontology annotation, biological process: mRNA splicing, via spliceosome; mRNA 5'-splice site recognition; spliceosomal snRNP assembly. The coding region runs from base 272 to 889 and encodes 205 amino acids. The record is from RefSeq and is a predicted model, not a curated record. Gene Ontology annotation, cellular component: nucleus; U1 snRNP.